Molecule: messenger RNA, 729 nt
Organism: Dacryopinax primogenitus
Lineage: Eukaryota; Fungi; Basidiomycota; Dacrymycetes; Dacrymycetales; Dacrymycetaceae
Product: ClpP/crotonase
Exons: 6
Cellular component (GO): mitochondrion
Molecular function (GO): delta(3,5)-delta(2,4)-dienoyl-CoA isomerase activity
Source: RefSeq, a predicted model, not a curated record
AGAUUCUGGGAAGAACUCGGAGCGACGUUUCAAACGAUCUCAGACGAUCCGACAGUUCGUAUCGUGGUGUUGGCAUCUUCUUUGAAACACUUUACCGCAGGAUUGGAUCACAUACAAACGAUCGGCAAGGGGGAGGAUGAAGCGCCACGCCGGGCCAUCAAGUGGAGAAGACAUAUCAGCCAAUUUCAAGCAGCGAUCAGCUCCAUCGAAGAGUGCACUCAGCCAGUGAUCGGUGCAGUACAUGGACUCUGUUAUGGCCUAGGCAUCGACAUCCUUUGUGCUUGCGACAUUCGGUACUGCGCCACGGAUGCUCGCUUUAGCAUCAAGGAAAUUGACGUCGGUCUGGCGGCCGACAUCGGAUCACUAGCAAGGCUGCCUAAGAUCGUCGGUAAUGCCAGCGCUGUGCGGGAACUUGCCUUGACAGCGCGCGAGUUUGAUUGCAGAGAGGCAGAGCGGCUAGGAUUCGUCUCUCGCGUCGUCCAGGGGAGUAGGGAAGAAGUCAUUGUUGCUGCAUGUGAAACUGCCCGCGUCAUUGCAAGCAAGUCACCCAUCGCAAUUAUGGGGACUAAGCAUUUGUUGAACCAUGCUCGCGAUCAUUCUGUGAGAGAUAAUCUGGAGUAUACUGUCACCUGGAAUGCGACUAUGUUGCAAUCAACCGAUAUGGCCGAGGCUAUGGAGGCCUUUCGCCUCAAGCGACCACCGAAAUUUGCUAACCUAGGAAAACUAUAA